AUGCUCACCAAGUACGCCGUCCUCGCAGCUGCCGCUGCCGCAGCCGUCACCGCUGCUCCCGUUGUUGAAAAGCGUGCCGCUGCUGGCCAGGCCGACAUCGACUCUGUCAUCCUCAACUACGCCCUCACUCUUGAGCACCUCGAGAACGCCUUCUACCGCGACUCCCUUGCUACUUACGAUGCCGCCGCUUUCCGAGCUGCCGGAUACCCCGACUGGGUUCGCCAGCGAUUCAUCGAGAUCGGCGGUCACGAGAAGGCCCACGUUGACUUCUUGACCAAGGCUCUCGGCGACCAGGCUACCAAGGAGUGCACUUACAACUUCGGUGUUACUGACGUCAAGUCUUUCGUCGCUACUUCCGUCCUUCUUGAGGGCAUUGGCGAGUCUGCUUACCUUGGUGCUGCCCAGAACAUCACUAACCCAUCGACAUUGACGGCAGCAGGAUCAAUCCUGACCGUGGAGUCACGACAUAAAGGCAAGUAUCAUCCCCAGGUCCUACGCUAUCCAUAUCAUUUGUCAGAACGUCAAUACGACGAGAAACGACGAAGAUAUGGCCAAAAGAGUGUCGUAAGACAUUUCUCCUGGGUCAAGUCCUCCGUCCAGUUCGGUGACGCUUUCCCUCGUGAUCUCAGCACUCCUCUCAACUUCAACCAGACCUACUCGCUCGCAGCUCCCCUCAUCACCAGCUGCCCUUCCACGAACCCCGCUCUUCCCGUUAAGGCUUUCCCCGCCGCCACCAUCUCUGGUGACGUUUGCGGUGGUAAGCAGGUUACCAUCAACGGUGACGGCGUUCAGCCUGGUCAGUACGUUGCUUUCCUCGCUGGUCUCCAGGUUUACUACGCCCAGAUUGGCGAUGGUAAUACGGUCACUGUUCCUGAGGCUGUUGGUUACGGCAGGAUUUACGCGGUUGUCUCGCGCGUUGGUGACUCUAUCGCCGAUGACAACAUUGUUGCUGGUCCUGCCGUCAUCGACAUCGACCUUACGGCUGCUAAGGCUGCUGAGAUCUACUCGCAGCAGCAGUAA
Molecule: messenger RNA, 1020 nt
Organism: Ustilago hordei
Lineage: Eukaryota; Fungi; Basidiomycota; Ustilaginomycetes; Ustilaginales; Ustilaginaceae
Exons: 2
Coding region: 1-1020 (339 amino acids)
Source: RefSeq, a predicted model, not a curated record